Messenger RNA from Python bivittatus (Burmese python), 4780 nucleotides. It is a transcript of the gene TRIP10, whose product is annotated as thyroid hormone receptor interactor 10. NCBI's taxonomy places the organism in Eukaryota, Metazoa, Chordata, Lepidosauria, Squamata, Pythonidae. Gene Ontology annotation, biological process: signal transduction. The record is from RefSeq and is a predicted model, not a curated record. Gene Ontology annotation, molecular function: protein binding.
AAGUUACUCCGCUCGCGAUUUCCUGGUUUAUCCCUCCCGCUUGCUCUUUUUUUCUCUCCAUGUCCCACCACUUGGCCUCCAUGUCCCCACCCAGGGCUAGGCUCCUCGUUAAUCUCCAGACCUCUGUAAAGCCUUGUCCUCUUCGCCAAGCAGAGGUUGAUUUCUCUGCCCGCCCUGAGCGCCUCCGCGCCGAAGCCGCUUUCCUCCACUUCUGCGCCCCGUUGCGCCGCUCCUUAGCAGACGCUCAUACCAGGACGCCCUGGGCGCUUCCCCGAGUUUCAGCCCCUUUUCUGCUUUGGCGACUGUCCCUCUUGCUUUCCCCUUCCUUGGCCUCGGAUAAGAAAAGGGGCUGUUUGGGAACGGGGAUCGUGGGUGAGUGGUUCGUCCUCCCCGAGCAAUGAAUUUAAAAUGUCCCAUAUCGUGGAGUGUUGUAGGGGCAGGCUGUGCCAGGCAGACAGACAUCUUUUGGCCAGGAUCAAUUUGACACGAUUGAGCGCCACACCCAGUGGGGCCUGGACCUGAUGGACAGAUACGUCAAAUUUGUGAAAGAGCGGACAGAAAUUGAGCAGGCAUACGCAAAGCAGCUGAGAAAUCUUGUGAAAAAGCACCUUCCCAAGAGGACUGCCCGAGAAGAUCCAGACACAAAGUUUUGUCAGUACCAGGCUUUCCUUCAGGUGGUGAAGGAGCUGAAUGACUUUGCAGGACAACGGGAGGUCAUAGCAGAGAACCUUCUAACCCGGAUCUGUGUGGAGCUUUCCAAGGACUCGCAGGAGCUGAAGCAGGAGAGGAAAUUGUAUCUACAAGAAGGCCGAAGGGCUCAGCAGCAGCUAGAAAAUUCCUUCAAGCAACUUGAAAAUAGCAAACGCAAGUUUGAACGUGACUGCAGGGAGGCGGAGAAAGCUGUGCUGAAUGCAGAGAAGCUGGAUCAGGACAUCAAUGCUACCAAGGCAGAUGUGGAGAAGGCAAAGCAGCAGGCCAACCUACGUAGUCACAUGGCUGAGGAGAGCAAAAAUGAAUAUGCUUCGUAUCUUCAGAAGUUCAAUCACAAUCAGAACCAGUUUUACUUUCGGGAGAUGCCACAGAUCUUCAGUAAGAUGCAAGAGAUGGAUGAAAGACGGACACGGCAUCUCAAGGGAGGCUACAGCAUCUUUUCGGAGAUAGAACAGCAGGUCAUGCCAAUCAUUGGCAAAUGCCUGGAAGGCAUGAAGGCAGCUGCAGAGGUGGUUGAUGAAAAAAAUGACUCUCAAGCAUUAAUUGAACUGCACAAAUCAGGUUUUGAAAGGCCGGGAGACAUGGAUUUUGAAGACUUCAGCCAACCCAUGAAUCGCACCUCCUCUGAUAGCAGCCUGGGCACUCCCCGGGGCACGCUUGAUGGCCGGCUGGACCCCCGACUGCUGGGCAAGAACAAGGGGAAACGCUGGCUCUUCAGCAGGAAGAAUAAGCUCCCAACCCCUCCCCACUCCCCUAUAAAUUGCCCUUCCUCCUCAGCUUCCCCCUACUCCUCUGCCAUCAAUGGACCUCCAUCCCCCAAAUUCACCCGUGACCCUCUGUCUUACUGUUUGAACGAGAUCAAUAAGACAGUCAAACCCCGCAUCACGUCCUUCCGCAGCCUCAAACGGGGGACUGUGGUCACAGAAGACUUUAGCCAUCUGCCUCCAGAGCAGAGGAGAAAAAAAUUACAACAGAAGAUUGAAGAAAGAAACCGGGAGUUGCAGAAAGAGCUGGAUCAGAGGGAAGCCUUAAAUAAGAUGAAGGACGUUUACCAAAAGACCCCACAGAUGGGAGAUCCCAAUAGCCUGGAGCCAAAGAUCUCAGAGACCCUGGGCAAUAUUGAGAGGUUGCGUGUAGAGAUCCAGAAAUGUGAAGCUUGGCUGGCAGAUGCUGAGAGCAGGAUGCUGAGCAACCGCCCUGACUCAGUUACCCGCUACAACCGCCACUUCGAUUCUGCCAGUGCCCUGAACAACAACAACUGCUCGCAUGAAAAAGACAGCCCUGACACUACUCAUUCUAACGAGAGCCAGAACACACUCAACCAACCCAUUUACACAGAGUUUGAUGAGGAUUUUGAAGAGGAGUUGGCAUCACCUAUCGGGACCUGUGUGGCCAUGUAUCAGUUUGAAGGUUCUAGUGAGGGCACCAUCUCCAUGCAGGAAGGGGAAGAGCUCAGCUUGAUGGAGGAAGACAAAGGUGACGGGUGGACACGUGUACGGCGUAGCAAAGGAGGUGAGGGUUACGUCCCUACCUCCUAUUUGCGACUGAAUGUAAACUGAGGGGGGUACUGAUAGCCAAGAGCUGCACCAACAUCACGGUCUGAAUGGAAGAGGGGCGGAGUUUCAGUUGCCUGGAAACAGCUCCAGGAUGCUUGCUCUGAGUGAGACCGUAAAAGAAGGAAUUUGCACCAAAUCACUACUGCAGGACUGCGAGACAAGGACUGACCAGCAGAAUAACAAAACGAUGGCUGUAGCCUGCUGAAAGUAAGGUCUUGGAUAAGAGCCAAGAGGGGGGUUGACUUCCAGCUAGUAAUUGCUCCUCCUUUCCCCCGUUGUCUUCAUGUCAGAGUUACAAAAUACUCCUUAUGAAAUGCCCUCCAGCCGGAGCAGCCAAACACACGCAAUUUCACAUACAGGAAGAUUCAUGGCUCUGGACUGUGGUAGUUGCCCCGCCACGAAAUGCAUGGGUGUACGCAUGCUUUGACCUUUCCUGGCUGCGGGAGCAGAAAGGGUGCGGUUCCUCUUUAAGGGCAGAGCCGGCUGCCCCUCCUGCUUUUCGCCAGGUUGGUCAGAGCCAGAGCAAAGUUUCUGCUUUUAUGCUGCGUUCAGUAGGCUGCGUCCAGACCUCGAGGGGGUUGUGGGUGCGCCAUAUUUGAGGAGGAGACCGGGCUGGGUUAGAAGCCUGGAACGUGUAUCCUUCAGACUGCUGCUAUGCCUGUGUUCGACUAGAAGCAGAGAGAGAGGGGAGGACGGUUGCUGAGCACACCUGUCCACUCCCAGUGCUCCUUCAAUUAGAUGCAAGUGUCACCAAAGCCACCUUGUCCGAGGGCUGGCCAAAGGCCACGCUGGCACCAGACCAACCUCUGUAGAGUCUCUCCUUGAAAUGCACUUUAUAGUUUUCUUGGAUUCGAUUGGCCUGGUUCAUUCAGCCACUCUAAAGUGCCUCUGCCAGAGCAUUCGGGUUUGUUUCCCCCUCGGGGAAUAUAUUACAUGACAGCAAAAGCAGGUGGCUCUGGCCUCUUCCUCUCAUGUCUCUGUGUUUGUUUUUUUUAAAGAUGACUCUAAUGUAUUGCUAGUUGUUUUAUACAGUGACCAAUUUAAUUUACCACUCAGUUUAACGUGUUCACAUACUCUGUAAUGUAGCCUCAGCUCUUCUCCCUCCAGCCUUGGAAGGGAGGGGCCGAAACCUGCCCCUCCCUUCUCUCUUGAGAUGCAGAAUGUAUUUCUGGGUGCCUUUUUACACUUUAUGUAAAUAGUAGGGGGAAAAUUAACUGGUGGAUGCCUGUGCAGUUGCCUUUUUGUUCCUCUGGCCUCCAAGCGUGGACUUCUAAGGUCUGCCGCAUUUGUGUCAUUGCUUGGGAGCGAAAGGACUAUCCUCUGCCUUUCCUGCUGUGCAGAGUUCACCACUCCGCAAGGGAGAGCUGGCGGAGAAGACAAGAGGCAAACGCCAUAGGAAGCCAAGGCAUCCUUCAGUUCCUGCUUGCUUCUGCUUGUCCGUGGAGCAGCAUGACUAGGGGGAAGAGUGUGGGAGAGGGAGGAGAAAGCAGGUUUGUUGUCUGACACUGGACUGGCACUAUUGGUAGAUUAGUUGAGGGGACAUUCCCCUCACCUCCACUCGUGCUGACCCAGGCAGUGCUUCUGUGCAGACUUCUUGUUCGUAAAUCUGGAGAGGCCUGACAACUGUCCCCCUUGGGGAAACACCUUGCUAUGGAAGUAGCUGCUAGCUUCUGCUGGUCAAAUAAAAACCUAAGAACUGCACUGCAUCAGACCAAAGACUCAUCUAACCUCAUAUUCUCUUCCCAUUGUGGCCAAGUAGAUGAUCCACAACAGCAGCAGUACUUUUAUGCUCAUGUUCCUCAGCAGAGAAAGAUAUGAUGCUGUUAGCCACUGGUAACAUAUUCUCUGAAGUAGUCUGAUUCUUCAUUAAAGUUGUCCAAGUUGGUGGCCGUCUCUAGAUCACGCGAGAAAGCAGGAUUCCGCUGUGAGUCCUGUUUGAAGUCUUUCCUCUGUCCUGCCUGACUCUUCAGUGACUGGUUUUGGGUGCUGGGAGAAAACUUGUAUCUACCUGUACUGGUAUUGUCAAAAGGGAUACAUACAAGCUUUCUCCCUGCUUGAGCUUCUCUCAAGGUCUUGUAUAAGUAAGGGAGAAAGUCCUUCUUAAGACAACCUCUGUCAAUAAAACUUUUCUCAAGUACGGCUUAACUUGAAGAAAAAGGUUCUGGAAAGAUAUAUGCAAGUUUCUUUCCAUUUAAUACAAGAAUCAUACUUUGAAAAGGGAAGCAGCAUUAACUGCAGAAUUCAGUUCUGUAUAAUGGAAACAUAACUACAGAAACAGGAAAAGUGUUCCAACUGAGAAAGGUUGCUUUCUUGUUUCAAAAGAUGAACUUGGGCUCUGCUAAUUUGGAUAUGAAUGCAUUGAAACUUUCGGGUGCAGUUAACAAUCUUGGAAGCUGUUACUCUGGAUUUGGGGUCUGUAAACCAAUGCUGUGAAACUUCUAAUCAGGAUAAGAAUAGGCAGAGAGCAAAGUUAUUUUCAUAGCAUGUAAUGAUUAAAACUCAUCCACCGCUUU